AUGGCUGAGUUUCGUUAUAUGCUGCACAUCACAUCAGCAGUAAUCAAUGGCUCCUGCGCAAUGCAAAUGUGGCGGGACAACGGUGGCCACCCAGCCAACCUGAACAUAGUGGUACCCUCCGACAGCGGUCCCUUACUUGCUGAAUUUAUCAUCAAAACCCUACACUACAACAAAUUACCUGACACACACAUAAACCACUCCUAUGCCAAGGUUGUCCGCUGCCACUGCAAAUUUCAGUGUGGUGACUUGAAGAUCACCAUGUCAGAGGCCUUAGCUGACGGUGUCUUCAAAGUUAUCAUGGCCUCGCAUACCACUGCAGACAUGACAUUGAUGACUGCAGGUGGCAUGACUGUAUUCUAUCCAUUAUGGACCUUGAGGCAUAUCACUGUGACCAAUUGUGCAGGAUUGCACCCUGCGCCUGGAUGUACCAUAGGUUGUUUCUCGCAAGAAGGCUGGGAGGUCCGGAGCUGCACUUUCUUCAUGGAAGGACCAUGUGGACUCUUAUGCCCUGCUCUGUGGCGUAAUGUGGCAGAUGCGGGACGGAACGCGCUUAUGAUUGAGUGGGAUCCCAGAUUUCCAAUGAAACGGUUGGCCUAUCAUUCAAACGUGAUGUGGCACCUGUCCGAAGGUUGCACGAAUGCAGAAUGCCCAUACAACGGCGUUGCUAAUGGGCACACGUGCUAUUUACCUCCUACACCAAUGCCACAUGACCUCCUGAGUAUUGAGAGACAGAAGGAGAUAAUUGAAAGACACGUUCUGAAUUACAAGGAGAGAUAUCUUGGUGUCCUUUAUGCCACUGCAGCUGCCAUCCCCCUUACAACUGAGCGGGAUAUCAAUGCCAUCAAUGCGCUUAUCACAAGAUGUACAAUAGGGACAUGGAGUGUAGACACGGCAUGGAACUCUGAGUCCUACUGCAUCAGAAAAUGCAACAAUGCUUGGUUGCUUCAUGAUAUGGAUGUGGGGCUAUGCACUCAGAAUUUUGCGAGACUUUGUGGCAUGGAAGCGAGACAACAGACACAUUGCAAAGAGGUUGAAUCUCUGGAUGACCUAAGCAGAUUAUGUAAUGAAAAUUGUGCUGGGCACACCAACAAGCAUGACACCAAUAUUCUGUGGAAGUCUACCUUAAUGAUUGUUGAGACUCGUCCAUAUGUGCUUAGCCCCACACUCGUUCUCACAGCCCAACCUCGCAUUCUCACCCAGCCUCACAUUCUCACCCGCCCUCGCAUAUUCACCCCUCCUUUGUGCAUGGUCGCCAUUGGCAUCAUCGAGGAUAUCUCACGUGCACCUGGUGAUCAGAGUGCCCAGUAUGCAGGCGCAUUCAUGAAUGUUUUACUCAAGAACCUGCAGAGCAACGUUCUUGGCAGCAACGAAUGUAAAUGUUUUGUUGAUGGGACACUGCCACAAUUGGCAUGCUGGUGGAGGGAACAUUCAUGGGUCCAUGCUAUGCUAAUUGCCUCGAGCCUGCCCGACUCCACUCAUGGUUCCCGUAAUAUGUCUCAUACUGACACCCCAAUGAGCCGCGUGUGCCUUGGACCUCAUGGCAACACAGCCGACUCAGUCCUUGAUGCGUGCAGCUAUAAGAAUAUCCCUGAGGAGAACAACCCACACCCCCUGCGUCGGCAAAUGGGGGAUAAGGCAGAAUAUUGGGUAAAUGGGUUUGGAGAACUCUUGCAUAUGAAGUUCAUGGCGAGGCUCGACUACCAUGGUCAGUAUAGCCACCUGGGGCCGUAUUUCAACUUGUUUGACUCUGGGAUUGAUGUCUCCAACCUGAAGAAGACUCGGGCACAAUUCGAACUUCAUUUUCUGGCUCUGGAAGAUGACGACAGCGGCGACUAUCCCCAGGAAGCUCUAGAUAUGUCAUGCAGGGUGCUUGAUACCCUGUCUGCACUGACUACUGCUGUCGAGGACAGGUGUAAUGCUGGUGUGCUGGAGGUGGAACACCCUGUAGUGUCUCCCUUCAUGCGUGAGUACACGCGAGACUCCAAAGAUUGUUUUGUUCUUGUUAUGCAGUCUGAGCCACUGUUCAGAGACUUACCGAAUGAAGGGUCUGCGACAACACCCAGAGUUUCCCAUGAGGACAUCGGCAAAUCAGGAGUUCUCUUGAGUCCAAGCAAGGCGAAACAACUCGCUCGGGCUUCGGCAGCUGCAAGGAGUUCUUGUGCAGCAAACACUAGCAGUUCUGGAGGUAAUGUGGCCCUUUCAACAUCUAAUCUGGCUGUCAUGUUCAUGGCAUCAACAGAGUUCCUGUGCAUCCAUGACCUGCAUGACCCAGACAACCACUAUUCAGGCCUGGGCUCUCUUAAAGAGACGAAAGUGGAAUGUCCGGACGUGCAUGAUGGUAAUGGACUGCUGAUCCACCCAAGGGAGUACGGCAUAAAGCUGGCGCGUGCACAGUGGAACAUCAACAAGAUUGACAAGGAUGAUGUGUCCGACCGCAAGAGACUUGGGUCUCAAAAUUACCAACUCAUCCUGCGCCGGAUGCAAUUGCUACCGUGCAUGGGAUAUGCCAAGGCAGAAAUUCUCAAAGGCAAGAGGAAGGCUUCAGAGAAGCUCGCUGAUCCUUUGCAUGCAAAGAAGCUCGCUGUUACAUCUGGCCAAGAUGACAGUAUGGAUGAGCUCUGA
Messenger RNA from Suillus discolor, 2622 nucleotides. RefSeq lists its product as uncharacterized. NCBI's taxonomy places the organism in Eukaryota, Fungi, Basidiomycota, Agaricomycetes, Boletales, Suillaceae. The record is from RefSeq and is a predicted model, not a curated record. The transcript is spliced from 14 exons. The coding region runs from base 1 to 2622 and encodes 873 amino acids.